AUGUUGCUCUUUUCAAUUCUUUUCCUUGCCUUCAUCACCACCACUGAAGCCCAUUGGGGCUAUGGAAUGGGCUAUGGCGGCUGUGGAUGUGGAGGAGGUUAUGGCUACUUUUAUCCACCGCCUCCGCCUCCUCCGCCGCCACCGCCGCCGCCACCACCACCACCAUGCAUGUGCGGGUGCUGCGGCGGGUUCUGGGGAUGA
Messenger RNA from Bursaphelenchus xylophilus (pine wood nematode), 201 nucleotides. The record is from the annotation of a GenBank genome assembly. Lineage: Eukaryota; Metazoa; Nematoda; Chromadorea; Rhabditida; Aphelenchoididae.